This is a messenger RNA of Rhododendron vialii, 3244 nucleotides long. RefSeq lists its product as uncharacterized. Bases 2221 to 2919 code for a protein of 232 amino acids. Lineage: Eukaryota; Viridiplantae; Streptophyta; Magnoliopsida; Ericales; Ericaceae. The transcript has 15 exons. The record is from RefSeq and is a predicted model, not a curated record.
CAAACUUCACCAGGGAGGCAGAAAAUGCUAUUCUUGAUGCGCUAUCAUGCUGAUGUCACGGAGGCGUAUGCACAACAUUUGUUGGACACGUUCUCUCUUAGUCUCCCAUCCUUUUUUUGAGACAGAAAGUUAUGCCCGUGCCUUACUCCUUUACUGCUGCUGCAGCCUUUGCAUGAUUAUCACCACCGCCCGUCUGUUGAUUCUAUUGCCUUCCAUAAAUGCUAUCAGUUUCUAUUCUCCAGUGGUUUGAAUCCCUGCGCUUCACUUCGUUCUGAAUCUAGAAAUGCAACUUGGAUGCUCUCAGAGGGUAUAGAAAAAAGAGUGAGUUAGCAUAAACAAAGGAAGUAUUCAAAAUCUUAGCUGGUAGUGUAGGACCCUAAGUUGCUGUAUGCUGGUGAGGAAGUCAGGCUAUUAUGGAUGCCAUAGUCCAGUAUUGUUGGUGCUGAAUUCGAUGCGUCUGCGAAGGACUUUGACUCUUGAACACUGUCUUUUUCUGCAAAUUUCUGCAAAUUCCUAACUAAUUCCCAGAGGGCCUUCACAAACAAUAGAAAGUAAAGAAAGAUUUUCAUUUAUUGUUGCACAAAUUGUUGGUUCGGUUCUAUAUUGGUAGUUACCUUUUGUUGUUCUUUUCUCAUGCCUGUUUUUGGCCUUUGGAUAUAUAAUAUUGGAGGCCUUGGCCCUUCUGAUUGGUUCGUUGUGAUUGAAGGCCCCUGCCUCCUUUAAGAAACAUAAUUUCUAUUGUUUCCAACUUGCCAUUCUUUCUCCAUAGCAUGUAGCCUUUAAUUUAUGUACAUUUGACCAAUUGACUCUGUUUUUUUAUUUUUUGUCAUCCUCAGAUACCGGAAGGGCUUCUUAAAUUGCCAGAGAACAAGGAAUGUGCUGACUGCAAAUGCAAGUUUCUGGAAACUAUGAAAAAUGACGAAAUUGAUAGCAAAAUUAUGCCAGUAUUAUGUAUGGAAGAACCAAGAUUAGCUCCCGGUCUGAACCCCGUUGUUCGUCUCAUGUAGGCGUGUGAAACCACUUACGUCUUGCAAUACGAGCAGAAGAAUCACAAAUACUAGGCUGGAAACUAUACUUAGAAUAUAAAGAACUAUGACCUGUUGUCUGGUGUCAAUUCCUUACCUGUGAAGUAUCUACAUGCUAUUGAUUGAAAAUAACUGCUAUCUAUUUUGAUUUUUGAGUAUUGUAUUGACUCAUUUUUUAUGCAGGGGGGUCCACGGUGGGCUAGUGUUAAUCUUGGCAUCUUCAUAUGCAUGCAAUGUUCUGGAAUCCACAGAAGUCUUGGAGUCCACAUAUUGAAGGUUGCAUUUAUUCAGUGUGAGCUUCUCUUGAAUACACGAGCUCAACUCUUUUGUUCAAUGUCGGUCCAAGAUUAGGAAAAAAUAGCGGUUGUUGAUAGUAUGAUUCCCAUAUGCAGCAAUGGGGAAUGAGAAGUCAAAUAGCUAUUGGGAAGCAGAGCUCGUGCUAACGUUAAGUGGAAAAGUCCUGUAAUGUUUUAAUUAAGGUAUGAAGAUAAAAUAUUGGUUCCUAAAGACUACACCACGAAGUCACCUUCUAGACCUCUGGAAGAUGAGUCUUCUGUGCAGCGGUGGAUACCUGGGGAUAGGAGCGGACAUCACCAUGGUAGCAAUUCUGAAAAUUCAUCUGAGGAAUGGAAAAAAACUUUCAAAAACAUCGUACAAGGCACAGCAUUCCGGCUACUACGAGGAUUAGUAUACGUGUACCCUCUAAAGGACCUGAACCAGUAUGUUGAAUACGAUCUUUUAUUGUUCGUGUUCCACUGCCAGAGGCUCAACAGAUCACUGAGAAGAAGUCGGAACCAAUAGUGGCGUCUUCUGAAUCAACAAAGCAGGCGGUAGAAUGUAGUCCAGCUGUCUCUUGCCUCGAAAGGUUAUUUUACUACUGCUACUUCAACAUGCUUUCAAUGGAUCGUCCUAGUGUAAAUAGCUCAGAGACUGCCUCUGCUGAUGAUAAUGCAUGGGCAGGUUUCCAAUGAUCAGCAGCUGAUAAAACUGGCUCUACAGAACCAGAUGCUAAGAAGACGCAUUCUUCUUCUGGUAUUGAAGAUCUGUUUCAAGACUCCCCUUUUGUAGUUUCUGCAGAGUCGGAAAAACCUAAAAAAGAUGCUAAAACUGAUAUGAGCCUUUUUGAUAAGGUUUUGCAGUACUACCUGUACCAACUUAUUGAGGAUCCAUUGAGGUCUAAGCUAACUCUAGAAUCAUGGAUAACAUCACUAUUUUCGGUCAAGCUGACAAGCACUUGCGAAGAUCUGUUGAACUCCUCCAAAAAAACAAUGUCAGGGUUGUUAUCCACGAUGAGCAAGAAUUCAACGCCAUUUGUAUUCGUGAAGAAAAACGAAGGGCUGAAGCUAUAGUUGCAGAAAAACUACAAGCAAACCGUAUGGGAAAAGAAAAACAAAAGGCUACAGGUGCGGAUAAGCAGAAAGAUAAUGCCUUGGUUGAACUUCGUCAACGUAGAAAUGGUGGAGUUGUGAUCCGCGAUGAGUUGGAACUUCGUAUUUGUCAAGGUGAUCUUAUUCAUCACAGAAAUGGAGUUGUAAUCUGUGAUGAGCUGGAGAUUCGUAUUUGUGAGGAGAAAAGAAGGGUAGAUGCAAUCGAUGUGGAAAAACUGAAGGGAACCUCUAUUGGAAAGGGAAAACAGAAUGCACCAUAUGCAAACAGGGGCCAAGAAAAUUCCAUGGUUGAUCUUCUUCAUCACAGAAAUGGAGUUGUAAUCCGUGAUGAUCUCGAGAUUUGUAUUUGUGAGAAGAAAAGAAGGGCAGAUGCAAUAGAUGUGGAAAAACUGAAGAGAACCUUUGUUGGAAAGGGAAAACAGAAUGCACCAUAUGCAAAUAGGGGCCAAGAAAAUUCCACCGCACUCAAUGAUAAUGUUAUAUUCAAAGCAACAUUAGCCCAAUAGGCGCGACGAGAUCGAGAAAAGAGAGGAAAAGAAAAUGCCUUGGUCAACUCCUACAAGCCAAAUCUUCCAAGAGGAUCUUUCUUGUGGCGUCAACAUUGAAGAUAUCCCUACGAGUUCAAGAGUUCAUACUCUUAAUACAUAUAAUUUUAGGCAGGCAUUAUCUUGGCAAGAUGGACAUUUUAUGUUCUCAAUGUUCAACCUUACAUUGGAUGGACGAAAAGUUGGUACGAUCUUCUAAAAAGAAUCCUUUAUUUGGAACUUGUUGUCUGCAAGGAACAGAAAGGCUACAUUUGCUUUCUACACCCCCUCUGCCUCUUAACAUAUU